UCCACUCCUCGGCGCCCCGCGCGCGCCCGCUCGCUUCUUGCUUCCGCGCCCGGGGUCUUUUGCCUCUCUGCAGCGAGCGGCACGCCUCAGGGAUGGUUGCCACUUCGCGCCUCGGCGGCCCCGCUCCGGGUCACUAGGCCUCUCGGGUGUGGGUUGAGACCUCGGUCUCGCCUAGGUCGUCCUGCCGGGCAGGUUGGCAGCCGCGCUGGUUCGUGCUGGACGGCGGCGUGCUGUCCUACUACGACCACAAGGAGGACGUGCGCAAGGGCAGCAAGGGCAGCCUGAAGAUGGCCGUGUGCGAGAUCCAAGUGUGCCCGAGCGAUGACUCUCGCUUGGAGCUGGUCAUCCCCGGCGAGCAGCACUUCUACUUGCGCACGACGAGCGCCGCGGAGAGGCAGUGCUGGGUGGUGGCGCUCGGCUCCGCCAAGGCCUGCCUCACCGACAGCCGCACGCGCAAAGAGAAAGAAAUCAUGGAGGCGAGCGACUCGCUGUGCUCCAAGAUGUCCGAGAUGCGUCUCUACUACGACCUCAUGACGCAGCAGGUGUCGCUCAUCCGCCAGGGCAUCCAGGAGCCGCGGCCCGACGUGCAGAGGAUGAGUGAGGCGUCGUCCCUGCUGAGCGCCACCUGCGACACGUUCGUGCGCGCCUUGGAGGAGUGCGUCCACACCGCCGCCAGCAGCGUGCGGCCCUCCACGCAGCAGCAGCAGCUGCAGCAGCAGCUGGCCCCGCCGGCCGUGAUGCCGCCCACACCACGCAGCCCUCAGCGUCCUGCCGGGGUCAAGAGUCAGGCUCGCGCGUCGCACGCCGAGAGCACCGCGAGGUCCCUACCGAGACCGCCCCCGUCCUCCCGCAAGCGCGAGCCCAGCAACAAGAGCGGCAGAACCUCCUCGUCCUCCUCCUCGUCACGGCGGAGGCUGGCCAUGGCGUCGACGCGAGUCGGGGCCAUCGUGGAGGAGGUGGAGGAGGAGGCGGUGGAGGCCCCUGCAGCCGAGGGAGCAUCCCGGCCAGAGCCGAAGGCCGCAGGGCCCCGUGAACCCACAUCUCAGGAGGCCGCAGCGAGCGGAGUCGCACCAGAUGGAGAGUCGCAUCGUGCAGACGCGCCGCAGCAGCAGGCCGCGUCACAUGACGCGGACACGCCGCAGCAGCAGGACGCGUCACAUGACGCGGACGCGCCGCAGCAGGACGCGUCACAUGACGCGGACGCGCCGCAGCAGGACGCGUCACAUGACGCGGACGCGCCGCAGCAGGACGCGUCACAUGACGCGGACACGCCGCAGCAGCAGGCCGCGUCACAUGACGCGGACACGCCGCAGCAGCAGGCCGCGUCACAUGACGCGGACACGCCGCAGCAGGACGUGUCACAUGACGCGGACGUGCAGCAGCAGGCCGCGUCACAUGACGCGGACACGCCGCAACAGGCCACCACGCCACGCGAAGCGAUCGCGGGGAGCGACGUGUGUCCGAGGUUCGAGGCUUCGGACGUCUCCACACAGGAAUCGAGGAGGCCCGGAGAACACCAACGGGACAGGGAACACUCCACGGUCGACGAUGAUGAUCCUAAUGCCGAUGCUGCCGAUGCUGCUGCCGAUGAUGCUGAUAGUAUCAACGAUGGUCAUUUUGAUGAUGCUGAUGAUGGUAACGAUGGUGACGAUGGCGAAGUGGGCACUGCUGGGCGUGGAGAGGAGGGCGGUGCGGGAGAGAACUCGGAUGCCGGACGCGUGGCCGAUGGGGGAUUCGAUCCGGAGAAACUGGGCGAGGGUGAGGACUGUCGGGGUGAGGACCCUGGGGGUGAGGGUGAGGAACGUCAGGGUGAGGACCCUGGUGGUGACGGAGAGGACGGCGGGGGUGAGGACUUUCAGGGUGAGACGGUGGAGACCUUCUUCGGUGUCAUGGCACAGAGGUUCAGCGACGCGGAGCUGCAGGACGAGCAAGGGAUCCACGUGGAGCCGUUCCUGAGGGCGUGCGCCUCCAUCGUCCCCGUGCUCGACAAGCUGGGCCCCACGGCGUUCGCUCCGGUCAAACUCGACUUCGUGGGCAACAUCCGGAAAAUCACGCAGAAGUACGAGACGGACCGGGCGGCCUUCCCCACGCUGCAGAGCAUCGUGGGCCACGAGCUCAGCAGCGGCACCGCCCUGGUGCGCAACUCCACCACCGAGGCGCUGCUCUGGCUCAGGCGGGGCCUCAAGUUCCUUCUGGAGCUGCUGACCGAGGUGCGGGAGGGCCAGGCCAACCUGCACGUGGCGCUCAGCAAUGCGUACGGGCGGACUCUGAGGCGUUACCACGGCUGGGUGGUGCGGGGGGUGUUCGCGCUGGCCCUGCGUGCCGCCCCGGCGCUGGACGGGUUCCUGGCGGCGCUGACGGCGCGGGAGGGCGACCCGACGGGGCCUGAGUUCCGCCGGCAGCUGAACCGCGACCUGGACACGUACCUGGGCGCCAUGCGUGCCCAGCUCGGCGCACUCGACGAGCUCUACGAGCAGAACCAGCUGGAGUCGGACCGCGUCGUGUGAGCGCCGUCGCCACCGCCAUCGGCUUAGACAGCGCCUCCCACCUGGACCCCUGCUUCGACAGUGCCGGCUAAUAUCAUGAUCAGACCCGGAUUAUAUCACGAUCGGCGUGGGAUAAUCUCACGUUCGGCGCCGGAUAAUUCCACGAUCGAACCCAGAUAAUCUUACGAUCGGCGCCGACUAAUAUCACGAUUGCCGUCGACUAAUGUCACGAUCGGCGCCGGCUAUUGUCACGAUCGGCACCGGCUGAUCACACGACCGGCGAGCAAGGACCCAUUUGACGAUCAGCCACGAAAUUUUUUAUUGCGCAAUCGGCACCAGUGGUGUAACUCUUUGGGCGCUUUCACGAGCGCCGUCGCCUCCCGCUGAGCGUUGGCGGCGGCAACAACAUUCAUUUAUACUUGUUGGCACGGUAACUGAGCGCAGCCACCAACAAGGCCCAGAAGGGCAAGCGGCCAGCAACAAACGGCACCGUUCAAUCGCCAGUGAGCAGCGACGUCUCACAACUUCGCAAGCAACGUCUUGUUGAGUGACAGCCGGGCCCUCGUCGCUCAUUGUAGUGCCCCUGUGACGUCGCUGUUGCGUCACAGUGACGUCACCGUUGCGGCACGGUGACGUCGCCGUGAGGAUUGGCGUGAGUAGUGAAGAGUUGGGGGAGCGGUGGCACAGCGGUCAGCGCGCUUCGCCAAACUAGGCCGGAGUCCCGAGUUCCAUUCCCGCCAACACGAGUGACGACUGUUACCUGAACCGGUCGUGGGUCCUCCCCUAGGUCGACUCAGCCUCAAAUGAGUUCCUGGUGCGGUGCGUAACAAUCGUCACUUGCGAGACAAAGUUGGGCCACCCACUCCCACGUGUGCCACGCCAGCCUUCAUGGGUGUUCACUAACACCAAUUGGCCCCAACAGUCUUUUACGACCACACGAUGGGAUCUUUGUGUGUGCGCGCCAGUGUGCGACACCUUGGGGUAAGUUCAUGGGUCAUGUUAAUUCGCAGGGAUUUUUUGUUUGUUUCGGGACGAGUUGCGUUUUGGUUGUUCGCCAUGUGAGCUGGGUCACUAUGGGUGGAUGGGGUCAGAGGUGCUGUGGGGCUGGGGGGUCAGUAAAGAGUGGGCGUGGUCAGCGGGGCUUGGGGGUGGGGUUAGUGGUUUGUAGGUGAAUAAUGAGUGGGCGG
Messenger RNA from Petromyzon marinus (sea lamprey), 3673 nucleotides. Its product is annotated as pleckstrin homology domain-containing family A member 8-like. Gene Ontology annotation, biological process: ceramide transport; intermembrane lipid transfer. The record is from RefSeq and is a predicted model, not a curated record. Gene Ontology annotation, molecular function: ceramide 1-phosphate transfer activity; ceramide 1-phosphate binding. Lineage: Eukaryota; Metazoa; Chordata; Hyperoartia; Petromyzontiformes; Petromyzontidae. Gene Ontology annotation, cellular component: cytoplasm; cytosol; membrane.